Molecule: messenger RNA, 1540 nt
Organism: Dissoconium aciculare CBS 342.82
Lineage: Eukaryota; Fungi; Ascomycota; Dothideomycetes; Mycosphaerellales; Dissoconiaceae
Exons: 1
Coding region: 475-1086 (203 amino acids)
Source: RefSeq, a predicted model, not a curated record
UUCGCAUCAAUCCUACGCAGAGAUGGCGGCUCUUAAAUCUCGCCUGAGGAUAGGCUACAUCCCCGGUACGCAAACAAUAAAGAUUCCCAUCUCAGCUCCAGAAAAGAAACGCCACGCCGACAGAUCAUAUAUGACUCUGGACCAGACCAAUCUCAAAACACAACACAGCUGACAAAGAUAAUCUCUGCUUGCUCUACAGAACAUUUCUCCACCCCGCUCUUCUUCGCCCAGAAACACUUCCACCUCUCCGCCGACCUGAUCCCCUACCCCACCGGCACCGGCGCCCUGACCGCCGCCCUCAAAGAACCCGACCGCACCAAGGGCAUCGACAUCGCCAUCGGCCUGACCGAAGGUUUCGUCGCCGACCUCGGCAAAGCCCAAGCCACUGGUACGAAAUCCGAGUACCGCCUCGCGGGAACUUACGUCUCGAGCCCGCUAUGCUGGGCCAUCUCGACGGGCGCGAACCGCGAUGAGAUGAGCGGGAUCCCCGACCUCCGCGGCAAGAAAGUCGGCGUGAGCCGGAUCGGGAGCGGGUCGUACGUGAUGUCGUUCGUGCUCGCCGACCAGCAAGGCUGGCUGGAGGACAAGAGCGGAGGCGGUCAGCAGGAGCCCUUCUCAGCGAUGAUCCCGAUCGGAGAUUUCGCCGCGCUGAGGAGAUCGGUCCGCGAGGACAGAUCGUCGGAUUUCUUCAUGUGGGAGCAUUUCACCACCAAACACUUCUGGGACAACGGCGAGCUGAAGCGCAUCGGGGAGAUCUACACGCCCUGGCCGUCGUGGAUGAUCGCGGCUCGGGAGGCUGAGGCUGGAGGGAGCGACGGUCGUGUCGCGGAUCUGACGAGUAAAUUGAAUCAGGGCGUGAAGCACUACCUGGAGAACAAAGAGGAGGCGAUCGAGUACAUCACUUCGGCGAUGCAUUACUCCCGGGAGGAUGCGCUGGAGUGGAUGAAGACGGUGGAAUUCGUGGCCGACACGCAUGGCGUGCGGACGAGCGUGGUGGACGAUGUGGUGGGGAUUCUGCGCAAGGCGGGCGUGUUGGAUGAGAAAGCCGGAGGGGGCGAGAAUAUGAUCAGCAUCAAGCGCGAGUGAAGGAGCGACUCGACACCGAAAGGAAAAGAAAAGAAAAGAAAAGUACACCUUCCUCACGUCGGGAGGGAGAGAAUGAUCGUCAAUCAAUCAUUACGUUUCCUUCUUAUCUUCUCAAAGCAAAAGGGAAAUGUCUACCCGUCAGAUCUCUUUCACACUUCCACCUCCGCUCAUGCCGUCACAGCAGCCUUCUUCCCUCCCGCCGAGAUGAGGUCCAAGAAGCCCUGUUUCGACAUCUCGUUCGCCUUCUCCUCCCUCGCCUGCAUGCCGACCACGCCCUCCGCCUUGGCCGUGCGCAUCGCCUCCUCGCUCUUGACCUGCGCCGCGCGGACGGCGUUGAAGAGCUUCACCACACCCCUCUGCGCCGUCUUCUUGAGGCGCUUCUCCAGCUCGACGAGGGCGCCCGUCUCGACGUCCGGCGUGCGCAGCCCCAGCGUGUCCCGCACCCGGCCCUUCU